Melitaea cinxia (Glanville fritillary) is the source of this 865-nucleotide messenger RNA. RefSeq names its product endocuticle structural glycoprotein ABD-4-like (gene Cpr49Ae). The transcript has 4 exons. Bases 111 to 518 code for a protein of 135 amino acids. Lineage: Eukaryota; Metazoa; Arthropoda; Insecta; Lepidoptera; Nymphalidae. The record is from RefSeq and is a predicted model, not a curated record. Gene Ontology annotation, cellular component: chitin-based extracellular matrix. Gene Ontology annotation, molecular function: structural constituent of chitin-based larval cuticle.
AAAAGGGACAGGUGAUUAGAGUCUAAGUACAAUCCGGCGCACACGUCGCCAUCACAGCAUAGGACACAAUCUUGCGCAUCCUUAACAGUUAACUGGAAACAUCGAACACUAUGAAAAUGAGGGUUUUGUUAAUACUGGCUUUUGUAGCUAUAGCAGCCUCAGCACCGCAGAAGCCUUCAGACCAAGUUAUAGCUAUACUUAAACAAGAAUUCGAUCAACAAGCAGAUGGAUCGUAUGUUUACAGCUAUGAGACGGAAAAUGGUAUAAAAGCCGAUGAAACUGGAAACUUAAAGAAAGCAUCUUCGCCUGAUAGCAAUGACGUAAUCGUAGCUCAAGGUUCAUUUAGCUACACCGCACCGGACGGCACUGUUAUAAAUCUUAGCUAUGUCGCCGAUGACGAAAAUGGUUUCAGACCCGAGGGUGCCCAUUUGCCUACACCUCCACCAAUACCGCCUGCAAUCCAGAAGGCUUUAGACUACAUCGCGUCUCUGCCACCUCCAGCACCUUCUAGAACUUAAAUCAUGAUGCUUCCAACAUUUUACGACGAUCCUUCGAUGACCUAAAGCGUUCCAUAAACUUGAUCGACGACGACCUACGCUUGUACCACUUACAAAACUUGCUUAUAUUUUAGGAUUUUAAUGUAAAUAACGUUCCAAAAUAUUGUUCAUAUAUUAUAAAAGCGGGUUUACGAAAUGGUACUAGAUAUCAUUAUAUACAAAGCAAUUAAAACAUAUAUAAAAAUGAAUGCUCAAUAAUUGAACUGUGAUAGUUAAGAUUUGCAUGGAAAGAAAAAAAACUGUACUUGUAAUUUUAUUUAUUUAUUAAAUAAACGCAAAAACAGUGCCAAAGAUGCAUUGCGGAUGAA